GAGAGAGAGAGAGAGAGAGAGAGAGAGUGAGAGGGAGAGAAGAGGCAUGGCCAACGCAUUUGCGUUGAAGGGGACAGCUCCUCUCCGUUGUUACGCGAGGGGAGAUCUCGUUCUCAAUCCUCUCCUCCUCCUCCUCCUCUUCCUCUUCCUCGUUGUGGUGGUGGUGGACUCCACCUUCCUCACGGUGGGGCCCCAAAAGGAGGAGGAGAGAGAGAGAGAGAGAGAGAGAGAGGGGAGAGAAGCCGAGGAGAGAGAAGAGCCAACUAUGGGAGAGGAGGAGAAGAGAGGAGGUGAGGUGAGGUGAGGUGAGAGAGAGAGAGAGCCCGUGGAAAAAUUUUAGUCCCAAAGGUCACGUCUUUUUGAUUCCUUCCUUCUCCCUCCCCCACUCUCUCUGUAUUCUCUCUCUAUCUUCGCUUUUUAGAGAGAGAGAAAAGUCUACCAAGCGAUUGCUUUCUCUUUUAUUCUUUGGUGUGUUUUGACCUCUAAGAACAGGUCUCCGUCACAUCAAUCCUUUGUUGUUGUUUUUGUUGUUCUUGUGUUCUUCCUCUCCUUCUCUUCUAUUGGUUGGAGAGAGAAAAGAGAGAGAGAGAGCGUAAGAGGAGGGCGAAGAGGAGGAGGAAGAGCGAGAAAAGGUGAGAUUUUUGCGUGUUGGGGAUCAAAUAAACACAGCGAGAGGACUUAUUUGAUUAUAACAGCUUAAGAAUUAUUUGGAGGAGAUGGGUAGGAAGGGGAAGUGGUUUAAUGCUUUGAAAAAAGUUUUUACCCAUGAUUCUGCAAAGAAGCAAUUCAAGAGGAGUAAAUCUAAAAAGAAAUUGAAAAUUGGGCACUCCCACCAACCCGAUCCGGGCCCAUCAAAUUCAAAUGAAGGGAAUAACAUUCCGGAUGUCGUAGCGCCACCACCCCCUCCUCCUCUACCAGCUGAGGAGGUUAAGGAGGUUAAAUUAAUGGAGUUGAAGAAUGAAGAGGACAAGCACGCAUAUUCGGUGGCUCUCGCGUCUGCUGUCGCGGCAGAGGCUGCUGCUGUCGCAGCUCAGGCAGCGGCGGAGGUUGUUCGUCUUACUGCUACCACUAGGGUUCCCGGAAAAUCGAGGGAUGAGAUCGCGGCAAUCAAGAUUCAAACUGCUUUCCGAGGUUACAUGGCAAGGAGAGCAUUGCGAGCGCUGAGAGGUCUUGUUAGGCUCAAGUCAUUGGUUGAUGGAAAUGCAGCCAAGCGCCAAACAGCAAACACCUUGCGUUCUAUGCAAACAUUGGCUAGAGUUCAAUCGCAGAUCCAGUCUAGAAGGAUAAGAAUGUCUGAAGAAAACCACGCUCUCCAAAAGCAGCUGCAAUUAAAACGUGAAAGGGAGCUCGAGAAAUUGAAGAUGGGCCAAGAAUGGGAUGACAGCCUUCAAUCGAAAGAGCAAAUGGAAGCCAGUCUACUGAGUAGGCAAGAAGCUGCGAUAAGAAGAGAAAGGGCACUCGCAUAUGCAUUUUCUCAUCAGUGGAAAGCCUCUUCCCGAGCUACCACCCCAAUGUUCACAGACCCAAACAAUCCUCGAUGGGGCUGGAGUUGGUUGGAACGGUGGAUGGCUGCCAGGCCAUGGGAGGGCCAAACCAUGGUAACAAAUAACGAAGCAACGGACAAUGCUUCUGUAAAAAGUGCUACAAAAAAAGCAGUUCCUCGAGAAGCCAUUUCGUAUCAAGCAGCACCAUCUACACCCCCAAAAACAAGCCGGCCCCCUAGCCGCCGGUCCCCAUCAACGCCCCCAGCGAAGCCCCCAUUGUUCGUGGCAAAUAUCAAGCAGUCGAGCCCGAGAGGGACCCGGGCUCCCUCCGAGGAUGACUCGAGGAGUAUAGCAAGCCUGCACUCUGACAGACCAAGGAGGCACAGCCCUGCAGUACUUGCAGGGUCUUCAAUACGGGACGAUGAGAGUCUGAUGAGCUCGCCUGCGACCCGUGGAUACAUGCAAUCGACUGAGUCGGCUAGGGCCAGGUCCCGGUUACACAGCCCAUCGAGCGAGAAGGCCAAAACUCCAGAGAAAGGAUUGGCGGGCUCGGUGAUAAAGCGCCUAUCCUUUCCUGCGGUGGUAGAGAAGCCCGGAACAGCUUCUCAAGGAAGGGCGAGGCGCCUUUCUGGUCCUCCUAAGGUUGAUGUUGCCUCAUUGUAAGGAUGUUUCCUCCUCGGUGUUUAUAGCAAAUCACAAGCAAUGCAGAGAGCUACCUUGUUUAAUAAAGUCGGCGCAUCUUCCUCCUGUUUUGUUGUUGUACUCUUAUUCAAGUGUGGAUUGUUCCAUGUGUGGGAGAGAUUUUCAUCAAAGGGGAUGUUGUCCUGGUGUUCACUUUUCAGAAUUUUCUUUUGGGCUUUUCAUGGGUUUCUUCGUUUGCUACUUAAAAAUAACAGGGAGUGCUUGGUUUUUCAUUGUAAAUGGUCAUUUAUGUCAAUCUUGAGUGUGAAAGAUAUAGUAACCAUCUCAUUUGUGAUGUUUAUUGUGCUGUAUAGAAAUAAAAAGAUGGUAAUGUUUGUUAUA
Ananas comosus (pineapple) is the source of this 2507-nucleotide messenger RNA. Its product is annotated as protein IQ-DOMAIN 1-like. NCBI's taxonomy places the organism in Eukaryota, Viridiplantae, Streptophyta, Magnoliopsida, Poales, Bromeliaceae. Gene Ontology annotation, molecular function: protein binding. The coding region runs from base 717 to 2147 and encodes 476 amino acids. The record is from RefSeq and is a predicted model, not a curated record. The transcript has 7 exons.